This is a messenger RNA of Monopterus albus (swamp eel), 2836 nucleotides long. RefSeq names its product collagen beta(1-O)galactosyltransferase 2b (gene colgalt2b). The record is from RefSeq and is a predicted model, not a curated record. The transcript has 12 exons. Lineage: Eukaryota; Metazoa; Chordata; Actinopteri; Synbranchiformes; Synbranchidae. Gene Ontology annotation, molecular function: procollagen galactosyltransferase activity. Bases 160 to 2007 code for a protein of 615 amino acids.
GUGUAGGAGGGGUAAAAGAGGUAGAAAGCCCUCUAUCCGCCCUCUCUCUUACCUUCCUCCGCCUCUACCCAGUGGCUCAGUCCCUCUCUCACUCCGUCACUCGUUCAGUCAAUCUCUGGGCCGAGGUCUGGAGGACCUCAGCGGAAUCUGAAAGCGAAGAUGCGGGCGGUCGGGGCCGUGGGAGUUGGUGUGCUAUGGGCGCUACUGGUCGCCCUGGUGCCUGGCGGCGCGUCGGAGCUAGUGACACUGGUGCAGGAGCAGGUGAAGCCCGAGUCCGCCCUGCUGAAGCCAAAGGUUAUGAUUGCCAUUGUGGCACGUAACGCAGCGCACAGCCUGCCACACUACCUGGGCUGCAUCGAGAGACUGGAGUACCCGAAGGAGCGCAUUGCGAUCUGGGCAGCAACAGACCAUAAUAUAGACAACACCACGGCCAUGUUGAGAGAAUGGCUGAAGAGAGCCCAGCAUAUCUACCACUACGUGGAGUGGAGACCCAUGGAGGAGCCAAGGUCCUACACAGAUGAGUGGGGUCCAAAGCACUGGCCUCCCUCCAGGUUCAGCCAUGUGAUGAAGCUGAGGCAGGCGGCACUGAAGGCUGCCAGGGAGCGAUGGGCGGACUACAUUCUGUUUGUAGACAGCGAUAACCUGUUGACUAACCCUCGUGUGCUGAACCUGAUGAUGGCUGAGAACCUGACCCUGGUAGCUCCCAUGUUGGAGUCUCGCUCACUCUACUCCAACUUCUGGUGUGGCAUCACCCCACAGGGUUAUUAUAAGCGAACCCCGGACUAUCAGCCAAUCAGGGAGUGGAAGCGGCUCGGCUGCUUUCCUGUUCCCAUGAUUCAUAGUACCUUCCUUUUAGACCUGCGUCGUGAAUCCAGCAGGGACCUGGCCUUCUACACCCCUCACCCAGACUACAGCUGGGCAUUUGAUGACAUCAUGGUAUUUGCGUUCUCUGCACGUCAAGCAGGUGUGCAGAUGUAUGUGUGUAACAGAGAACACUACGGUUUCUUGCCUGUCCCUCUCAAAGCACAGCAAAAUGUGGAAGAUGAAAGUGAGAGUUUCAUACACACUGUCACCGAGGCUUUGAUUCACCACAACAUUGAGCCCUCUGAGCACUUGCACUGUCCACCAUCACCACAGGACAUGAUGGACUUUGAUGAAAUUUUUCUGAUCAACCUGAAGCGGCGACUGGACAGAAGAACCAGGAUGUUAAAAACAAUGUCCUCACUGGGUCUACAUGCCACGCUGAUAGAUGCAGUGGAUGGCAAGGCUCUGAAUACGUCACAGCUUCAGGCACUGGGAAUAGAGAUGAUGCCAGACUACAAGGAUCCUUACUCUGGUCGAGUCCUGACCAGAGGGGAGAUCGGCUGCUUCCUCAGCCAUAACUCUGUAUGGACACAGGUGAUUGAGCGUGGCCUCCAGAAAGUUCUUGUUUUAGAAGACGAUGUAAGGUUUGAGCCCAGGUUUAAACGACGGCUACAGGCCAUCAUGGAUGACAUCAACAAAGCCCAGCUGGACUGGGACCUCAUCUAUGUGGGACGUAAGCGUAUGCAGGUGCAGCAGCCGGAGCAGUCGGUGGAAGGAGUAAACAACCUGGUUGAGGCCGACUACUCCUACUGGACGUUAGGCUACGCGAUGUCGUACCAAGGAGCCAGGAAGUUACUGGCUGCACAGCCAUUCUCCAGGAUGCUGCCUGUUGAUGAGUUUCUGCCAGUCAUGUUCAACAAACAUCCCAACACUGACUACAUGUCUCACUUUGAGCCACGAGACCUGAAGGCCUUCUCAGUGGAGCCGCUGCUCAUCUAUCCCACCCACUACACUGGAGAGCCAGGCUACAUCAGCGAUACUGAAACCUCCACCAUCUGGGAUGACGAAGCCGUGGCCACAGACUGGGACCGGCAGCACGCCCGUAAGACGGCCCAGCAGGGGCGCAUCCGUCCUGUGGCACAGAACAGUGUCACUGGAGACUCACCUCCUCCUGCAGCUCGAGCAUCACGUGAUGAAUUUUGAUACUCAGAGAGGAAGACUCAUUUUUGUGAAUACACUGUAUACACAUAGUGAAUGUCAGUGUACACACACUUGAAAAGAUACUUGAAGUACAAGCUGGCAUACUGUACAUGCACAAACACACACACCGGUGGGCACAAAUCAAAAGUGAGAUGUCUAAUCUACUGCCUGAUGGGAGGACACUGAGUACAGGACGAAGAACUGAAUCUGGGAUGAGGGCCAGCUGGCUUUUGACAAAAGCUUUAUUUAAUCCCUUUGUCCAUCCUCUGUGCAUGUGGAGGCAGUUACAGUUCAAGAUGUCUUAAGCACCACUUGGAUGACAGCUAUCAUUAUUUGCAGGACAUGAAAGAAAGACAAACAUUCUCACAAAUCAGUUUUUUUUGACAGCAGAGGAAUAAAGGAAGCUGUCUGAAAACUCCAAAGUGUAUGUGCAUGUGAUAUUGUGUGUGCUUGUGUGUGACUUGACUAUAGAACUAAACGUAUGGGAGGAGCGAGGCUGACAUACUGUACCCAAGGGUUCCACAGCUUCACACACACACAUACACUGAGAGGACAGUCCCUUCUUUGCCAGGCAGCAGGCUGGUCCUGCUAGACAGCAUUUCAGUGCAGCAGUCAUACAUUUCUUAUGUCCUGUAGGUUGUAUGAUUUGCAUUUUCAUCAAUUUUAGAACCCUGAUUAUGUGUUAAAUUCUUUGGAAAAAAUGAAUUAUUGACUUUUUCACAUCCUCAAUAUCUUCUCGCUUUCUGUUUUCACUCACUCUGCAGCAGAAACUCACAUAGAUUGUUGGCAUGGCAGAGAAUUUGGUGUCAGAACAACAAAAGAAUCACCGCAC